Molecule: messenger RNA, 1220 nt
Organism: Thlaspi arvense
Lineage: Eukaryota; Viridiplantae; Streptophyta; Magnoliopsida; Brassicales; Brassicaceae
Source: the annotation of a GenBank genome assembly
GUUUAAUAUGGACCAAUCCAGAUUAUUAAAACCAUUUUCCGCCCAGAAACAUCGUGGCCAUUGAUUAAAAAGCCCAAUAAGGAGUCUUCUUCUAGGGUUUUGCUAUAAGUUCCCUCGCCGCUAGGUUAUUUCGCCUCUUGUGUUCUCGUCACUCAUCUCUCACACCGAAGCAUCAGAAUCAAACAAUGGUGUUUGUGAAGCCUUCCAAGUCGAAUGCUUACUUCAAGAGGUACCAAGUCAAGUUCAGGAGAAGGAGAGAUGGAAAGACUGAUUACAGAGCCAGGAUCCGUCUGAUCAACCAAGACAAGAAUAAGUACAAUACCCCAAAGUACCGUUUCGUUGUCAGGUUCACCAACAAAGACAUUGUCGCACAAAUCGUGUCUGCAAGCAUUGCCGGUGACAUUGUCAAGGCUUCUGCUUAUGCACAUGAGCUUCCUCAGUACGGACUCAAUGUCGGUCUUACAAACUAUGCUGCAGCUUACUGUACCGGCCUGCUUUUGGCUCGCCGUGUUCUCAAGAUGUUGGAAAUGGAUGCUGAGUACGAAGGAAACGUAGAGGGAGCUUUGGACGGAGGACUUGAUAUCCCUCACAGUGACAAGAGAUUCGCUGGAUUUAACAAGGAGAACAAGCAACUCGAUGCUGAGAUCCAUAGGAACUACAUCUAUGGAGGCCAUGUGUCAAACUACAUGAAGCUGUUGACAGAAGAUGAGCCAGAGAAGUUUCAGACACACUUCAGCCAGUACGUAAAGAAAGGAGUUGAUGCUGAGAACAUCGAGGAGCUUUACAAGAAGGUUCACGCUGCCAUUCGUGCAGACCCUAACCCUAAGAAGACCGUCAAAGCUGCUCCCAAGGAACACAAGAGGUACAACUUGAAGAAAUUGACCUAUGAGGAGAGGAAGAACAAGUUGAUUGAGAGGGUCAAGGCAUUGAACGGAGCAGCAGGUGGUGAUGAUGAUGAUGAGGACGACGAAGAGUAAAUCACUGCAACGAGUGCCAUUGUCUCCUGUCUCUUGUAGUUUUUUGAGCUUAUUGCCUCAGUUUUUCUAUUUUCAGACUAAAAUACUCAGCUUUGUUCACACUUUGAUUGCUGCAUUUGAGGAUCUUGAUUUUGAGGAUACUUUUUCUUUUAAGAAUUUAUCUAUCUCUUAUAUUUGCCAUCAUCGUUUCUAAAAAUUUACAAUCUUAGCUGUGAUAUUCGUAUCUUUAAUUUUGUUAAAUUA